Ilyonectria robusta is the source of this 1725-nucleotide messenger RNA. Its product is annotated as cyclohexanone monooxygenase. The record is from RefSeq and is a predicted model, not a curated record. Bases 1 to 1725 code for a protein of 574 amino acids. NCBI's taxonomy places the organism in Eukaryota, Fungi, Ascomycota, Sordariomycetes, Hypocreales, Nectriaceae. Gene Ontology annotation, molecular function: flavin adenine dinucleotide binding; NADP binding; N,N-dimethylaniline monooxygenase activity. The transcript has 2 exons.
AUGGAGCCUCAGUAUCUUGAUGCCCUGGUUGUUGGUGCCGGGUUUGGUGGCAUCUAUCAGCUUAAGAAGCUGCUUGAUCGGAAUCUGCAUGUUAAGGCUAUCGAUAUGGCAGGCGAUGUCGGAGGCACUUGGUACUGGAAUCGCUACCCGGGGGCGUUGUCCGACACCCAGUCAUUCCUCUACCGAUACUCGUGGGACUUGGAGGAUCUCAGGUCGUACCCGUGGAAAACCCACUACCUUGAAGGCCCCGAAAUCCUGGCAUAUCUCAAGCAUAUGGUCGAAAAGUACGACCUUCGGAAACACUUUCAGUUCAAUACCGAGCUCCUAUCCGCAAAAUGGAGAGAGGAGGAACGGAGAUGGGUUGUUACUUUAUCAACGGACGAGGUGCUCAAAGUCAAGUACCUCAUCACGGGACUUGGUCUUCUCUCAAAGACCAACUGGCCUAAGAUCCCCAACAUGCAAAGCUUCCAGGGCGAGCUCUACCACACAGCUAGGUGGCCGGAUGGCGUAGACCUCAAGGGAAAGCGAGUCGGGAUCAUUGGGAACGGCUCCACUGGAGUGCAGCUCAUCACGGCUAUCGCAAAAGCCGACGAGGUCAAACAGCUGCUCUCGUUCCAACGCAACCCCCAGUACAGCGUCCCUGCUGGAAAUGGACCAGUCUCGGCCGAGAGCCGCAAGCGUCUUAACGACUCGUAUGAGGAAGUCUGGGACCAGGCCAAAAAAAGCUUGUUUGCGUACGGCUUCCAAGAGAGCACUCGGCCCACCUUCAGCGUCACCCCAGCGCAGCGCGAGCAGAUCUACGAAGACGCUUGGCAGAAGGGCAACGGCUUCCGCUUCAUGUUCUGGACCUUUGACGAUAUCACUGUCAACGAGGAGGCAAAUAAGGCUGCCGCUGAAUUCAUCAAAAAAAAGAUCCGCCAGACAGUCAAGGACCCAGAGAAAGCUCGCAAGCUUUGCCCUAGAGAAUUCUACGCCCGGAGGCCACUGUGUGACACUGGGUACUACGAGCAGUUCAACCGCGACAACGUUGAUGUCGUUGAUAUCAAGACGAACCCCAUUACCGAAUUCACACCAAACGGCAUCAAGACUGCCGAAGGCAAGAUCUACGAGCUCGAUGUCGUCAUCUGCGCCACCGGAUUCGACGCUGUCGACGGUAGCUACACGCGCAUCGCGAUCCAGGGACGGAGCGGCGAGUCGCUGAAAGCCCACUGGGCAAAGAACGGGCCGACAUCAUACCUGGGAAUCUGCGUACCAAACUUUCCCAACCUCUUCAUGAUCUGCGGCCCAAACGGUCCAUUCUCAAACCUUCCGCCGGCAAUCGAGACACACGUUGAGAUCAUCUCUGAUCUGAUUGCCAUAGCAGAGACGGAUCCGGCACGUCUGGUCAGGGCGGUCAAUACCUCCUGCGAAGCCAUCAGCAUCAACGGCGGCGGACACAGGAACGGCCACGCAAGCGGUCGACCAACUAGCCAUGGCAUAAUCGAAGCCGAAGCUGAGGCGGAGGAGGAUUGGACGGGUUUGUGCGACCAAUUGAGCUCCAAGAGCUUGUUCCGCAAGAUCGAAACCUCAUGGAUCUUCGGUGCCAACGUGCCAGGCAAGAAGGCGGUUCCGAUGUUCUGGUUUGGUGGCUUAGGCCCGUACAGGAGGGCAGUGCAAGAGAUAUACGACGAUGAUCUGAGGGGUUUCAGGAAGUUUGAUGCACAGCCCGAGCGCGCCGUUUUGUGA